Messenger RNA from Aspergillus candidus, 1897 nucleotides. RefSeq lists its product as uncharacterized. Lineage: Eukaryota; Fungi; Ascomycota; Eurotiomycetes; Eurotiales; Aspergillaceae. The transcript has a single exon. Bases 73 to 1584 code for a protein of 503 amino acids. The record is from RefSeq and is a predicted model, not a curated record.
CUCAAGCAAUACCUGGUCACUAGGAUACCUUCUCUUUCAUCUCUAUCCGUUUUCUCACAUAUUCCUCUUGACAUGCCCACAACCAAACCUUACGAUGAUGUUGCUUGGGCAAUAAGCACUCAGAUCUGGGAGGAUUGGCCCGAACUCCUUCGCACUGAUGGAGACAUUUACAAUGACAUCGGAAUCAUUCUUUCCGAAGAGUUUGGGAAUCUUGAAUGGACCCUUUUUGAAUACCUUCAGACGGGAGGUUUCAAUACCUGCUUCAAGAUGGAGUUCACCAAUAAUUCAGCUGCUGUUAUACGAUUUCCAAUACCUGGCGCCGUGAUGUUUCCUGAAGAAAAGGUCCGCAAUGAGGUUUCUAUAAUGUGCUUUCUGUCGGAUAAAUCGUCAGAACGGGUCCGGAUACCAGUCCCCUCUAUUUGGCGCAUGGAACAGACAACACAAACUCCCUCAGCGUUGGGACCCUUUAUCAUCAUGAGCUAUAUAGACCAUAAGAAAAGUAUGGCGGAUCUGCUGGAAGCGCCUGGGUACAAAGGGUGUCGAUUUCUAGCACUGAAUCCAGACCUUGGGCGGCUCAGGUUGGAGCAUCUCUACGCGAAACUAGCCAAGGUCGUCCUUUCGCUGUCUACGUUUUCAUUCGCCCGCAUAGGAUCCAUUACGAAGACAAACGAUGCUUCAUGGGAAGCCUUAGAUCGGCCUUUAUCAUAUUCUAUGAACGAGAUUGUGCAGUUGGGAACGGUGUCUCGAUCUGAUCUACCGACUACCACGUACGAUAAAUCUUCAUCAUACUUUGAAGCCCUUGCUGAACUACACAUCCUGCACCUCAAGAGUCAAAGGAAUGAAGCAAACAUCAAAUCAGAUGUCGAGACGAGCACCUUGGCUGAUGAUUUCCGGCGCAGAUUUGUGGCUAGGUUUCUUUUCAGAAAGCUCGUUUAUGAUCGGGAGCAGAGGAAGGAUUGGAUAGCCCAUGACGAUGGCCCAUUUCCUAUCUGGUGUGAUGAUUUCCGACCCGAGAAUGUUCUACUUGAUGAAACUGAAGACAUUGCUGGUGUUGUGGAUUGGGAAUACACCUAUACUGCGCCGGUCGAGUUUGUCCAUGCACCACCCUGGUGGCUCCUCCUCAUAAAGCCAGAAGACUGGCCUGAUGGUCUUGAUGACUGGUGUAUCAAGUAUGAGAAAUCGCUCGAGAUCUUUCUGGCGGCAAUGCGAAAAUGCGAAGACGACGCAAUCCAAGGAAAUCUGCUAACGGAAGACCAGCGGCUCUCUAGUCGGAUGCAGAAGAGUUGGCUGAGCGGAAACUUUUGGAUUAUGUACGCUGCGAGGAGUAAUUUUGCUUUUGACGCGAUAUACUGGGAGAAGAUUGAUCAGCGGUUCUUCGAACCAAUCCUAACUCAGGAAGUCGGUAUUCGUGAUGUGUGGCGGAAAAGGCUCAGUCUUCUGCAACCUGAAGAGAGGCAGCUCAUGGAGGAAUAUGUGGAUCAGAAGUUGAAAGAUGGAGGCACAGAGCGUCUUGCUUGGGAGCCAGGUGAGUAUACCAAGGCGUGGAUUGAGAAAUUGAAAGACAAAAGAGGAAGCAGCAGAUAAAUUGCUCACAUGACUAAGUUCACUAUGAGAGAGUGAGAGUGAGAGAGUUGCAUCAAUUUCCGGGUUUCUUCUGAGUAGCAGAUCAUCCGCAGGGCCUGGUCGCUAGGGACACCAGAAUAUAUCCCACAAAACUUUACCAAACAUGAAGCUAUUCCCACGUUUUCUUCUUUCUAGGGGGAUGUUACGGAAACCCAACGAGGUUAAUACCCCACGAAGGCGGCACAGCCAGGCAGAAGCCCAACACCAAUCAGUCGACAAAAGGAUCGGAAACCUUGCACAAACAAAGGUACGAGUCACGUGAUAUAAUAUACUC